Molecule: messenger RNA, 489 nt
Organism: Acanthosepion pharaonis
Lineage: Eukaryota; Metazoa; Mollusca; Cephalopoda; Sepiida; Sepiidae
Source: the annotation of a GenBank genome assembly
AUGAAAACUCAGCCUGACCCCUCAGUUGCGUCGAACGAUGCACAUUGCGGGUUUUACCACCUUGUGGUGUUCGAAAUUCCUUUCUCAAUCUAUCUAUCUAUCUAUCUAUCUAUCUAUCUAUCUAUCUAUCUGUAUUGCCAUACCUCCUCCCCUUCAGUGAACUUUCCGGCUGAAUUAUAUCUAUCUAUCUAUCUAUCUAUCUAUCUAUCUAUCUAUCUAUCUACCGGCCUGAAUGCUCACUUCCCGCCCCCAAACAUCAGUCACCAUCUUUACCACGUCUUUUCAACCCCUUGUAAACCGCGCGACGAGCGAACGCACUUUCUCAAUGAAAAGAGGUGCACAUUGGUUGGAAAAUCGUAUUUAAACGUGAAAGUGACACGUAAUACUGAUUCUUGUGUUCAUAAUCUCCAUUUCUCUCUCUCUCUCUCUCUCUCUCUCUCUCUCUCUCUCUCUCUCUAUCUAUCUAUCUAUCUCUACACGGUGAAAUAA